Siniperca chuatsi (mandarin fish) is the source of this 4585-nucleotide messenger RNA. It is a transcript of the gene adad1, whose product is annotated as adenosine deaminase domain containing 1 (testis-specific). The coding region runs from base 221 to 1906 and encodes 561 amino acids. Gene Ontology annotation, molecular function: double-stranded RNA binding; double-stranded RNA adenosine deaminase activity; tRNA-specific adenosine deaminase activity. The transcript is spliced from 13 exons. Gene Ontology annotation, cellular component: cytoplasm; nucleolus. The record is from RefSeq and is a predicted model, not a curated record. Gene Ontology annotation, biological process: adenosine to inosine editing; RNA processing. NCBI's taxonomy places the organism in Eukaryota, Metazoa, Chordata, Actinopteri, Centrarchiformes, Sinipercidae.
GCAACAAAGUGGUGGACCGACCGACUACCAAUGGUUUUAUCGCAAAAUCGCUGCCAACAUUCAGUUGACAAUACUCCAAACAGUGUAGUUCGUCGUGUUUUGCAGACGAUCUCUGCACUCCGUUGACAACGACAACCAAAAACUACAACCGCCAACGCAUGCGUGUAGACACGCCCACUUUCCAGAAGCGUCACUGAACGUAAUCUUGACAGCUUUCAGGAUGUUUCCAGCUCGUGGUUCAUUUCGAGGUUCCAGAGGAGCCUGUUUCGCACAAAUCCUCAUGAAGAAUUUGCCUGUGACGCCAGGACUGACUGAAUCAUAUGAACCUCUGUCUACCUCAAAUGGUCCUAGUAAAGACGACCAAGUGAAAAAUACAUUCAGACCUGGUCCUGCUAUCAAGCCAAAACUCUCACCUAAAAUGCUGAUUGACAGAUACAGGCAAGGCGAGUCAAAUGCCGUGUCUUUACUCCAUCAGCUUGCCCAGCUUUUGCAAUUCCACCUGGAACUUAAGGAGACGGUGACCACAGGCAACAUACCAGGGCUUUAUUUUGCCUUUUGUGUGGUAAUUGAUGGGGUUGAGUACAACACUGGCAUGGGACGAACCAAAAAGGAGGCUCGGCUCAAAGCGGCGGUGCUCGCUGUGCAGGACCUGCUGCCCACUUUGGAAAGUAUGAAGUCUGUCCUCCCUGAAGCAUCAGGUGUCCCUCCACCCCUGCCAGUAAAAGAGGAGCCCUCCAUCUCUCACAUCCAUCCUUGUAGAGCCAUUCAUGAAAGGAAGAAUUCGGUCAACCUCCAGAUUCCACACGCUGUCAGGGAUCAGCUCACUAAACUGAUGAACUGCCACCCCGAGUUCUCUGCCUGUGCAGGCACUACAGCAGCAUUCAUCAUUCAGACUUCCAGUGGAUGUGAGGUGGUCGCUUUUGGCACCGGGAACUUCAAUACUAAAGAGAGUGCCUCGUCUAGUGGACGGAUUGUACACGAUUCCCAUGCAGUGGUAACUGCAAGGAGAUCACUUAUGAGGUUUCUAUACCGGCACCUGCUGAUGUUCUUCAGCAAAACGACCUAUCUGACGGAGAAGUCAAUCUUCCAGCAGAACAGCAGCAGCGGCCUCCUCAGCCUGAAGAGCGGCAUCACCCUCCACCUCUAUGUGAACCAACUGCCAAAGGGUGCUGCUCAGAUCCCUUCCAAGCUGCGCCUGAACCCACUCUCCAUUUCGGCAUGGCAAGUGAACAACGAGAUCAGCCUACACCUGUCAGUGGAGGGCAAGGUGUUCUCAGUUUUCUCGUCAGCCUUUGAUCACUCUGCCUCCAAGGUGGUCAGCAUGUCCACCACAGACAAGCUCACUCAGUGGCAGGUGCUAGGAUACCAGGGAGCCUUGCUUAGCCACUUCAUUGAGCCCAUCUAUGUCCAAAGCAUCCUCAUAGGUGACUCUGGUUGCAGUGAUAUCCGUGGCAUGGAGCUCUCUGUGAGCCAGCGCGUGGAGGGGAUCACCUCCCAGCUGCCCAUGUUCUACUGCAUGAUGAGGCCGCACAUCAGCCUGGCACCUUCUGUGGCUACCAACAGCACCAACAGUGGCCAAUUGACCUACGGUAUCAACUGGAGUGAAGGAGACAGCUCCCUGGAGGUUGUGGAUGGCUUGGAGGGCAAGACCAUAGAGGAAUCUCCCUUUAAGAGUGGCUCUGCUCUGGCAAGCCGUCUGUGCAAAGCAGCGAUGCUGCACCGUUUCAAGUUGGUGGCCAAAGAGGCCCAGAGGCAGGACCUGCUGGCCACAAGCUCCUACAGAGAAGCCAAGAGGAUGGCGAAGCCGUACCAGGAGGCCAAGAACGUGCUGAGGGCGUACCUGUUGCAGCAGGGCUUCGGUUCCUGGCUUGUCAAGGUUUCAGUUAGUGAUAACUUCAGCAUGUGAAUAAAACCACAUUAUCAAUGGAGAAAAAAAGCUACAUUAUGGAAGCAAUUGUAUUACAAAAUUUUCUAACCAACUUUAGUUUGCGAGAAACACUUGUGAGACUUCACCGUCCCUGGUUUCUUAAGGGAUUAAACUAAAUUCCUUUUCAUGUUUGUGAACUCUGUCUAUGGUCUUUGACACUCAGGGUUAUGUCUGAUUUUCAAAAGAGGAAUACAAAUACUAAACAUUUGUAUAAAAUAGCCUUUUUUUUUCUUUUCUUUUUUAAGCAAACAAGUUAUAUUGCAGCCCACUAUGGGGCUUUAUCUGGGUAAUGGUUCUGCUUCCUUCAGUUUACAUAGUUAUGUAUAUAUACUGUAUAUGGCGAUAAGAGCAUGCGCUAUUUACAUUGUUUUGCGGUUUAGAAUAGUAUUUUAUGCUAUUGUGUGUAAUGUAAAUGACAAUGUAGAAUAUAUGGUUAUAACUUUUGUAUCCUACUUUUGAACUCUGCCUUUAUAGUCUUAAGGGCUCUGAAGUAUGACAAGCUAGUUAUAUUAUUAUUGUUACAUAAAAGUCCAGAGUUUGGUCUCGCUAAAAUUACUUUUUGUGUUUUCAUCUCUUGGGGAAAAUUCCCAUUUUUGGUCCAUAUUUAGCGAUUUGAUUUAACACUUGAUAUUGUACAGUGCAUGAUUUGAGCCUUAGUAAGCCAUAGCUAAUGCAAGAAUAUAAAUCAAUAAAAUAAAUCAAUCUGAGCUCAAAUGCUGGAGUAGAGUACAUGUUUAUUUAAAAAUUACCAAAAAAACACUUUAAAGGUAAAAGCUCACCACUUAUGUCGUUACAUCCCAACAUCUACCAAAAGUUACAGAAAAUCAGAAGCUGUGAUAACAGGAUCACAGAUACUUUGUUAAUCAGAAUGCAAAUGAAAAUAAAGGGGAUAAUCAAAACAAGACUAAGGCAUAGUGCUUUAGGCAGUGAUUUUGUGUAUGGAAAAAGUGCUGCCUGGAGCGUGUUUUGUGAAGAGGAAAAGAGUGGACUGUGCACCUUGUCUUCAUAUCGUAAAAAUGCACUGCGUUUUACUUCAUUUGUCAGUAAGUGAGCUGUUGUCAUGAUUCAUACUGACAGAUUUUAAUAUGAUAUAUUUUAUGAUAAUAGUAUUAUAUUAUAGUAAUAGUACUUUUAUUAUUCACAGAAUACUGCAACAGAUGUGUCUGUCAUUAGAAAUCUACAAAACUCCAACAUACUCUAUGCAAUUAGCCCAAAUCUCUCUAGUUUGAUAAAAAUGUGUGACCUCUAAGAUGAACAAGAAUAAUUUGCUGGGAUAAACGUUUUAGCUACAGCAGGAAAUGUUUGUUCCAUGUGCUAAUGCAAUGUGUUUGUACCAAUUUUGCCAUAGUUUAUUGUGUUUUUUCAGUUUUGUUGUUUACAGGUAGGUUUUUGGUUGGUAGGAAAAGGUCUGGAUAUCUCCCAGAAAUGACCAAGACUAAAAAUAUGCCUGAGCUAAAACAGUACAUCACAGAGAUAGGACUGAAGGAAUAGUCGACCAGCAGAGAAUUGAUCAGUGAAUAUUCUGAUGGAUUCAUUAUUUAGGUAUUUUGCAAAGACAAAGUAAUCUAUUUGGGGGAAUCACUUAGGAAAUGCUAAAUCAUGUUGGUUAUUAUUUUAGCAUUUAACAAGAUAAAUGAUUAAGUGAUUAUUCCAAAAAAUAAAUGAUAGGUUAAAAAUUAAAACAGAUUGUCACUUGCAAUCCUACACAGAGAUGAAGUCCGAGGUGAAAUUGCACUUUAGUGCUCCAACCCUGGUCACCAUAUUGCACCACCAUGUCUCCUCAUUAGCCCAGAAUGGACAAACCAAACAUUGGCUCUAGAUAGGGUUAAGAUCUGGCUGCUUGUCACAGGAUUCAAGCAUAUUGACCCCUCCAUGUUGAUGGAAACUGUUUUGCCUCAUACGCAUACACAGGAAAUGCUUUGGUUUCCUGUGUAUGCGAUGCAGUGGAUCAUUUACUCUCAAGUGUUGAGCAGUCUUCUGAAUGGAGUUGUGUGUUUACUUCCUACUGGUUUGGCCAUCAGAUGGAAUUACCAGUGCAUUCAGGGAACUUGUGUCCAAGGAGCAAGCCUUUCAGUUGUAUGUAUAGCUCCAGGUUUCAUACUUAUUUGUCUAUUUUUAUGUUAUCGCCUUUACAUUGUAUGUUGUGCAGAGUGUGAUCGUGCAGUGUUAUGCAGUGCACCAAACCCUGAUAGCACCUUACACUGUUUAUAAUUUUAUGUCAGUAAGGCAAUGUAGUGGAAUGGUUAAAUGCAGAUUAGUUUUAUUGGAAUACAAUUUAGUGUUGGCUUGAUGCAUUUUAUACUAAAAAGCCAUGUUGUGUAAGACACUGCAUGUAAAUUGCCCUCCUUCCUGCUGCAGCCAGCACAUGUUGUAAAUAUUUUAUGUUGUAAAUUCCUUUGUUGUUUUUCAGUUAGCAGGGAAAAAUCUGAUUAUCAAGACAGGUAAUUGACAUCUGCCCUUAAAAAAAAUCCUCCCUUCCAGUAGUCCAUUUUUAAGACUUUUUUCAUCAAUGCUAUAAAGUGUGUAUGUGUCUAACAUCAGGCAACCAACUCAUAGUUGACUUUUCUUUAAAAUGGCAACAACCCACAGUAUUUCAGUAUUGUGAUUUUGGCUGAUUCUGAAUGUUCUACGUGUAAUUAAAUUCUGCAUUCUCUUGUA